Molecule: messenger RNA, 2427 nt
Organism: Poecilia latipinna (sailfin molly)
Lineage: Eukaryota; Metazoa; Chordata; Actinopteri; Cyprinodontiformes; Poeciliidae
Exons: 8
Coding region: 330-1433 (367 amino acids)
Cellular component (GO): membrane; endoplasmic reticulum
Molecular function (GO): chloride channel activity
Source: RefSeq, a predicted model, not a curated record
UUAGCAGCCCAUUUACGUAGUACACCGGGCAUGUCGACAGUAAUACCUUAGUCGCCAUUAAAUCUCGAUAUUUCACUGUGAGUUUUUACGGUUCGUCUCUCCUCGCCAUAUUCCUUGGACACCGCUCUGUUUUUUUUCCGAUAAAUAAGUUCGUCGAGCGUGCUGUCACUUUCGGUUGAUACUUAGGUUUAGGUUAGAGGUGCUGUGAAGUCCGCCACUUAUCAUCAUCCGUUUUAUUUUAGUUUGGCUGAAAGUCUUGUAUUGUGAAAACUGGAAUUUGGCAUUAUCAACCAGCUUUUAUUGCUGCUGUUGUUCCCAGGCGUGUACAGAUGGACGACGAGUGGCUAGACCCUUAUGACAUGCUCAACUAUGAUGCAGUUGCCAAAACAAUGCGAAAGACGAUAAAGACUGAGCCACACUGGAGAUCCACUAGUCAACAUGUGGAGGAUCUGCAGAGGCAGAUCGGGAUGCUUGUUUUGAGUCUGUUAGCCAUCAUCUGCAACCAGAAGUUUUCUGGUCCUCUAAUCUUCUGGCCCUUGAAAUUCAUCAGGGUGCUGAUUUUUUACUUCCUUGUCAGUAUUCCUUGGAGUUGGUUCUGUCUGUACCAGGUUGCCUUCAUUGAGCAUCAAAACAUCAUCAGAGAAACAGUAAACCUCAAUAAAGAAUGUAAAGGAAUAGAAGAAAUGGAUUGGACCGAUGGUUUGAAAGAGUGGUUCAGGUCCACCAGGCCUGUCCAUGACGACCCCUGUAAAGAUUACUAUGCUUUUUUUAGAAUCAAUCCCCUCCUUCUUGUACGUCCAAUCAAGGUAGUAUCAUUUACAUUCAGGAUUUUAAUGAAAGACCCACUAAGACACUUUGGGGAGGGGUUAAGUGAGCUUCAUCGAGCAAUCCUAAACCAUCUGCCAGUUACCCUUCAGUUUCUAGUCUUCAUGAUCAUCAUGCUCGUCAUUUCGUGGUUCCUGAAAGAGAGUGUAGAGCCUGGCCCGCAGCACUACACCAAGACACCAGUGAAUAAGCUGCAAGAUCUUCCUUCAGGAGUGAAGGAUGGUGAUCGGAUGUCUGCGUCUGACCAGGGUUCUGACCAAGCUGCUGAUAAAAGUCUUGUCGAUAACAUGGGAAGUAGCAUCGCUGCAGAGACAUUGGGCUUUGUCGAACCUAAACUUAGAAAAACUGAGAACAAAGAAAAUGUUGAGGCGAUGGAGAAUCCCUCUGUUAGUUCAAGGCUCACAAGCCAGCAGGAAAGACGUGAGAAGUCUGCUGCCGACACUGAUGAACCAGCCAGCUUGUGCCCAGUCAACGUGACUCCUUCACAGGCUGAUCUGGAGGACAAAGAAGACUUCAUGGAAGACGACGCGUCCUCCAUGCCUCUAAGGCCGUCUUUUAAGCUGCUACCGACUUCUAUUGAGGAGACAAGUCCAAAGUUAGUGGAUUAGACUUCAAAGCAAAGUUUGUUGUUCAGAAGUUAUCUGCAUUUAACGGCUUGACUCAUAUUUGGAUUGUAGAAUCGUCUCGAGAACAGUAAAAUGUCUUCUCUGUGAUAAGCUGAAUGUAGGCGCAACAAGACACUUUGCUCCUUUAUCAGGAGUGUUUUAUUUUUCUUUAGAUACAAAGGGAAAUGUUCCCUGAUGCACAAGACUUAAUAUUACCACUGUGAUUAAUACUAGUUGUAUUACAUUUGCAAGAAAAGGCUGUUGAAGAAACAUGCGAGCAAUAAGCAAAAAAUGUUUAAAUAAGACAAAAUAAAUUAAUCGUUUAGUAUUUUUAUUUUUAAAAGAAAAUAAUGUAUUUUUUUGUUAUGAACACUUGGUAGCCAUUUAUUGUAAUUGCACAAUUCAUACAUUCAGAAACUCCUUUAAGGUAAACAAUGAGCACUAUAUGGAGAGUUAGAAAGUUAUAAAUGUUACUUUAUAAAGAUAAAAAAAAAUACUUUUUGCUGAGUAUUCAAAGAAAUGUUAAUCAGUGACUCAACUCCAUUUCAUGUUUUAGUGUUGUUUGUUGGUUCACUGUGAUUUUGUUUUCGGUAAGAAGUAGAUAUUUCUACAAUCGGAUGGAAAUAUUUUUCUCGAUGUGAAAAAUUACUUUGAAUGUGUAUUUUUGUCUGUAUUAAAACAACCAGAAUUAAUGUGUCUAUGUUACCUAGAAGUUUGUUUUGCUGUUCAUCAUCAGGUAAAUUUAAAAAAUUGGUGAGGCUUUGCAGCUGUGGUUGACAGACGUUUUAUUACAGUGUAUGCAGUGCAAUUUGGUCUUCUGCUGAAAUAGACCUGAAAUGGGAGAUUCUGCAUUAUUGCAGCCCAUGUAAUACUAACGUGCAAUUUUGAGGGUUUUGUUAAUUAACUGGAGUUUAAUAUUUUAUGCUUUUACCUCAGCAAAGUGUUGCCAUGUAUAGAAAUUGUGUAAAAUAAAAAACUGGAUUUCAUAAUUUGGUUC